AUGAAUACGAGUGUAAAUGUAAAUGUAUGGCAUCCUCCUCCUGCAUCAGUUUUCAAGUUGAACUUUGAUGCUGCAAUUUUUUCGGACUUGAAUAGUUCCGGAGUUGGUGCAAUGAUUCGUAAUGAGAAGGGAGAGGUGGUGGCAGCUAUCUUGGCUAAAGGCCCACCGGUGGGAGAUAGUGAAGAGGCUGAAAUUUUAGCCUGUAGAAAAGUGUUGGAGUUUGCAAUUGAUGCAAGUUUUUCAGAACUGGUUAAUGAAGGGGAUAACGUCAAUGUCAUGAAAUCCAUCUCUUCCACUGGAGUAAACCAGUCUCGGUUAGGCCAUAUUAUUGAGGAUAUUUUAAGUCUUGCUCAUGGACUUCGUUGGGUGAAUGUUAGCGCUGUGUAA
Molecule: messenger RNA, 387 nt
Organism: Quercus robur (English oak)
Lineage: Eukaryota; Viridiplantae; Streptophyta; Magnoliopsida; Fagales; Fagaceae
Exons: 1
Coding region: 1-387 (128 amino acids)
Molecular function (GO): RNA-DNA hybrid ribonuclease activity; nucleic acid binding
Source: RefSeq, a predicted model, not a curated record